Messenger RNA from Trematosphaeria pertusa, 1977 nucleotides. RefSeq lists its product as uncharacterized. Gene Ontology annotation, molecular function: ligase activity, forming carbon-nitrogen bonds; ATP binding. The record is from RefSeq and is a predicted model, not a curated record. The transcript is spliced from 2 exons. Lineage: Eukaryota; Fungi; Ascomycota; Dothideomycetes; Pleosporales; Trematosphaeriaceae. Gene Ontology annotation, biological process: tRNA processing. Bases 1 to 1977 code for a protein of 658 amino acids.
AUGGCGCUUGCUACGCUGUAUUCCCAAGCGGCGGCGACGGUGCCUUAUAUGCCGAAGUGCCAUGGGCUUAUCAUUGAUCAUAGAGCGCGACCGGAGAGCACUGAGGAGGCGGAAUGGGUUGCGCAGCAGUUGCGUUGGAAGUUGGGCAUGGAGGCCUCCAUAAUUCCCCUCACCUGGCCAGAAGAGCACCAUCCUGCCGAACGAUUCGAGACCGAAGCCCGCAAGCUCAGAUACCAAGCGCUCGGACAAGCGUGCAAGGAGAAGAGGAUCAAGUUGCUGAUGUUGGGACAUCAUGCGGACGAUCAGGCGGAGACUAUCAUGAUGCGACUCAUGAACAUGCGGUUGAGGUCGGGACUGCGAGGUAUGCAGGGCGUGGAGUGGAUACCUGAAUGCUAUGGCAUGUAUGGGGCAUACCACAGCGGUGGUCUACACGCUGAGAAUACGAAGGCACCAGAUGUUCCGAAUCUGCCAUACCCCGUGGAAAAGGGAGGCAUACAGAUUGUGCGGCCAUUGCUAGGAUUCGAGAAGAGCCGCCUUAUAGCAACAUGCGAAGAGCACGGCACGGCGUGGGCUGAGGAUAAGACGAACCAGAACCGGACCCUCACAUCGCGCAACGCCAUCCGGCACAUAUUCAAGAACCACCAGCUUCCAGCCGCACUCACUAUAAAGUCCCUUAUGAAGGUUUCCCAGCGUAUGCAAGCCCGGCUCGAAUCGCACAAGAGAGAGGCAUAUAAACUUAUUGACAAUUGUCCGAUGAAACUCGAUAUUCAAACGGGCGCUCUCAUUGUGCGAUUCCCACCUACCGAAGCUCUCCUCGGCCACCCCAUCGUCACCGACUCUGAUAAGUACCACGCGCGAAACACCGCGUACUUUCUGCUCGAACGCUUCGCCGAGCUUGUCACUCCACGAGAGCGAGCGCCGAGAAGCCAGCUAGCCAACGCCGUCCUCCAAAUAUACCCCUCGCUAUUGAGCGAAGACGAGACUGAAUUAGGAAUCGAUCCCACCAGAUCCGGCAUCAGCAAGAACAAUUUCUGCGUCUUCGGCGUCUGGUGGCGCCCGUGGAGUCAGCCGUCCCCUUUCGACGGCCUGACAUCGCAGCCGCAUUCCCAGGACUGGCUCCUCUCCCGGCAACCGCUAGAUCCACACGAGAAGGACAGCCCGGAAGCAAACAUCGCCUUCCCGCCCACUGGCGGGCCGUUAUCGCUCACCAACACGCCCGCAGGAGGGGAUUGGCACCUCUUCGACGGCCGCUUUUGGAUCCGCGUGGAUAACCGCACAAAGUGCGAGAUCAUCCUUCGCACUCUCAACGACUCUGAACUGCACGUGCUCGCACACAACAAACCUCCUGGUCGGAAAUUUACCGUGCAGGAGAUAUCCCUCGUCGCCAGCAGCCGCUACCACAGGGCUGCGCUUGCACUCAUCAACCCGACUGAACUGCGUCGCCAUCUCCCAGCGCUCUUCCUCAAGGCCGAUUCCGGCGAGGAAAUUCUUCUCGCUCUGCCGACGCUUGGCUCACGCUCUACUAAUCUCGACCCCUCUCUCCUUCCACGCGCCUGCUCAUGGGAGGUCCGCUACAAAAAGUGUAACUUUGGGCGCCGCUCCGUUGAGGACAUCGUCGUCCCUGGUAUCCGCAACGUGCACAUAGAAGCAGAAGAACAGCGCUAUCGCAGAGAAGCAGGAGGAAUAAAACGACUAAAGCUGAGAACGGAUGCCCUGGCUGGGGACGAGGGUAUGCGCGAUGCGUUUCCCGGGUUCAAGAACGCAGAGAAGGAGGUAAGACUAACGAGGGAGGGAAGACCGCGCAGGGAGAAGAAGCGCGGGCCGUUGGAAAUGAGUGAGAGCGAGAGGGAGGGAUUGGCGACGUUCUUGGAGGAGGAUUUGCAAAUACGGAAGCGAGAGAGUUAUAAGCUCUUUGAGGAACCGAAGAAGGAGGGGAGUCGGAGGAUAAGUUGGGCGGACUUUGAGAGUAGAGUGUAA